Cercopithifilaria johnstoni is the source of this 1464-nucleotide messenger RNA. The record is from the annotation of a GenBank genome assembly. NCBI's taxonomy places the organism in Eukaryota, Metazoa, Nematoda, Chromadorea, Rhabditida, Onchocercidae.
AUGCUUCGAAAUAUUUUUGAGCUAAUACUACUGAUACUACCAAUAUCAAAUAUUCAAUGUUUAAAUUAUAUAUUUCGUCGGACAAAUAUUCUAGACAAAAUGGAAUAUUGGAAAAAUAAUAUUAUCCCAUGCGAAAAUGAUCAAAUUAAUUUCGAUGAUGAAAAAAUCACUACCGUAUUGAUUGAUAAUCGGUUACAUUCACAAAAAAUUAACCUUCCCAAAAAUGGAAUUUUAUUUUUCGGUGAAAUGAUGGAAAUGGGAAAAUUGGGUAGCUGGCAAUGUAAGAGGAGGAAGAAUGCGGAAGAAGUAUAUUUCGAACAAAGCCCAUCAUUGGGUUUCUAUAAUGGAUCAAAUUGGAUAGUUUCUAAAAAUGGAAUUAAAUGGCACCCAGCGUUACAUGCUCUCCAGGUACCAUCAUCUCAGGAUACUGCGAUAAUUCCAUCAUAUAGUGGUACUCGAAUAUUAUUAGAAGAUUUUGUUAUAGUUGGUGCAUUAACGUUAGCUGGUCAGGUGGAGAACAAUGAUACCUUCAAUGAUUUAUUUUUGCGAUCCAUCGAAGGCCAAUUUCAAUUUGAUUUGGCGUUGAAACUUAAAUCUAUUCGAGGCAUUAAUAGUAUCCAUUACCAAUUGCCUAAAUUCAAGAAUACUGUAGCAAUAAUGGAUUUUCAUCCAGCGAAACACAAUGCCGGACAAUUCAAUAGCAAUUUGGAAGCUGAAAAAUUAGCUUUGAUAUGUUCCUACCAGCAAUGUCAACCAAUAGUUCGGAAAUGCAAUCGACCAUUUCGACCAAUCGGUCAUUGCUGUGAAAUAUGCGGUUCAAUGCUUCGUUUUCGAACAACAGUUUUCAAUUUUAACAAAUUUCAAAAUGAAGUCGAAAAUUAUAAACGAGGGAAUCGAAUUAUCAUGGAAUAUGAUUUGGAUAUUGCAAGUUUACGUAUCGAUCAUAAUGAUCUCUUACCACAAUAUCAGAUUGUUAUUCUUGCACGAGAAAGUGCAAAACGUCCAUUCGAUGAGCAAAUCUACCAUACGGUCCUAAAAGAUGUAGCCGGAUUUGUGCAAAAUAAUUUCGAAAUUUCGCAUUCAAUGGCAAUGGCUGAAAUUGAAGAGAUAAUUUCGGUGAAUUUUCAUAGCUCUAUUAAAGGCGGUCUUGUACUAGCUCUCAUUUCAUCAUUUGCUAUUGGUGCAAUUAUCAUUGGAGUGAUCUUAACAGUUAGGCGAAAAUUCAACUUUCCUAUUUUCCUAAGGUUAUCGAAUCAGGAUUCAAUCUAUGAAGCAGUUCAUUGGAGAGGUGCAAGAACUGAAGAAGAUGAGCUUGAGUUGUUACGUAACAAUGAAUCAACAACUUUAAAUACUGUUACAAAUGAUAUUCAGAAUUAUUCGAUGAAAUCAGCGUCGGAAUAUUGUUCCACAUUUGAAAAUAUUGCAUUUGAUGAAGAAACUGCAGAUGAUAAUAAUGAAAAAUAG